Molecule: messenger RNA, 200 nt
Organism: Linum tenue
Lineage: Eukaryota; Viridiplantae; Streptophyta; Magnoliopsida; Malpighiales; Linaceae
Source: the annotation of a GenBank genome assembly
UCUCCAGGCUCGAUUUGAUGAAAUCCAGCUCCAAGACGGCUUCUAGGAUGAGUUCUUCGCACUUUCUCUCUCUAGGGCUCUGUUUUUGCUCUCAAAACACGAUUCUCCCUCUUUUGGCUCGGAUUAGGCACUAAAACCGGAUUUCCCCAGGUGCACGGGCAGGUGCACGGCCGUGCACCACCCCAUUCUGGCCGUGCAAC